AUGGCAGCUACCUUAACACCAAAGAAGAGUUCGACUAGUUGAACUCGAAAGCUCGAGGCCCAGGCGACGCGACGCGGCCACGCCCACGUCCUUCCAUGGCGACCGCUCUCCCCGCCUCCGCCUCCGCCGCUUGCCUUCUCCAGCUCUCCCGGCGCGGUCUCCCUGGAACAUCUUCUGUGCUCUCCCCGCUUCGCACCGCCACUUUCCGCUGGCACGGUGCCUGUAACGUGGCCUGUUCAUGCUCUCCCGGCCCCCGGCCGGCGGUUCCCGCGGAGCGAAGGGACGGCGUCGCUGGCCAUGCCACUUCUCCAGAGGGAACUGUACGAAUCGUCGCCGUGGUUGGAGAAGGUAGCAUCAGCCCGAUUAAGGACGCGCCCUGGGAAGAGGUCAUGCGCCACACGGCUGAUAGGCUGAAGUGGGUCGAUGAAGGAUUUGAAAUGCUUGUCUUCACGGAUAAUUUGGUUGGUCAUGAUAACCUCAGGAAAGAGUUACUAUCACACUGUGAUAUGCUAGUCAAUGUUGCAAUAACAAAUCAGGAUGCUGUUCAGUGGCUUAUAAACAACAGCAAACACAUUUCUAAUGUAAUUUGCUUUCAGUCAUCUCCGUCUUUAGUAAACAAACUAGGUGGCACAUAUGUUCAGUACACUGGAGAGCAGGACAUGUUUGGGAAGCUAACAAGUAUUGGAAAACCAAGUGGCAUAGAGGAAUCAACUGAAGUUAUGAAGACCAUAUCUAAUGCUUGGGAAAGACACAAUUCAGAUGACAUUAGAUUUUGCUUGCUUGUUGUUGUAAAUGCAUACAUAAGACCGGUUGCUAUGCUGAAAAAUCUAAGGGCAAAAGGCCUUUCUACCCUAACUUGCAUGAUAAAGAACUGUGGUCCUCAGAUACUCAAUUGUCUGUUUGACCCUAACUGUAGGAAGGCCCUUCAGUGUUUGAAUUCCUGUUCUCCAACUGAUCAAGUCUGCAACUAUCGUUGCAUUGCAUCAUAUGAAAGUCCAUAUCUGGAGGCUUUUUCCCUCUGUGUUUUGCAGAAGAACAAUUGCCUUGACCUCAAUGCUGAGAUACCCAGUAAACCGAAUGUAAUGCCACUAACCAUGUUCAGAGAACAAAAACUAAGCCAUGAAAUAGCGGAAGAUCUUUUUGUUGGUUGGUUGGACAGCAUGGAAUGGAGUUGGCGAGUGGCAGCUGGACAAAAUCCAGCAUAUGAUCAAUUCCCAUGUCAGUACCAGUUAUUUUACAGAGGGAAAGCUAAAGGUUCAUUUUGGUAUGAGCCGGUUUUUCAGGUCAAAACCCUGGAAGGGGAGCUGGUUUGGAGGCGCAGGAGGUAUCGUGUGAGAAGGGCUAGCACUCCUGGUACAUUUUACUUCAGUGUGUUGGAUAAUGGUGUCAUUUCCAAAGAAUAUUGGACAAUUGUUGACGUUGCGGAGGAUUUCAGCUGGGGUCUGUUCCAUUAUCAUGGCGCAGCACAAGCUGCUGGGCUAUCAUACACUGGAGCAGUGCUUGUUACUCCAGAUGGGUCUUAUCCUGACCUGGAAGACCCAAGAUUGGCCUCUGCUUUAGAGAACUGUGCUAUAAAGAAAUGGGAGCUCUAUACAGUCGAUAACUGCUCCUGCAUGGGUGCACCACUGGGAACUCCUGAGGGUUCAAAGCUGCACCAUCAAAUUUCUCCAGGAAAAGAAAGUAGUGUUUUGCAGAGAAGAUGAUAAUCUGUAAUAUGUUAAAGUGACUCCCAAAUGAUUAUGUCGUACGUACAAAGAUGUACAGCCAAGUGGACAUGUAUUGCUGAAGAGAGCUCAUAUGUAACCUGCAGGUAUAUUUUCUUCUUUUGAAUAUACGUGUAACCUAAUUCCUACCUUUUGUGGCUGCCAUCAGGGUUUGAUGAUUAAGAAAUAAAAAGUUUGAAUACAAGAUCGUCACUU
Molecule: messenger RNA, 1919 nt
Organism: Zea mays
Lineage: Eukaryota; Viridiplantae; Streptophyta; Magnoliopsida; Poales; Poaceae
Product: violaxanthin de-epoxidase3
Exons: 2
Coding region: 96-1703 (535 amino acids)
Biological process (GO): xanthophyll cycle
Molecular function (GO): violaxanthin de-epoxidase activity
Source: RefSeq, marked predicted